AGGUGAUUUUCGGGCAGCCGAAGGAAGGCCAGUCUGGAGAUAAGACCAGACCAGAAGCAGAAGCCCCAGCUCUAUAUGAAGACAAACAGCAUGGUCAGAAAAUAAGCUUGGUAAAGCACAGCGUGAAAGUACAGUUAGUUAUUUGUUGAGGAGAGAAACCACACAUGAUUUUGUUGUAAAUGAACAUACCAUGCACUGACUGAGAAGAAUUGAGUUAUAAAUAUGGCAAAUUCUGAAAGAGCUGAAGAGAUGCAUGAAAAUUAUCAGAGAAAUGGAAAACCACAAGAACUGCCCAAAGUAAGAAAACAAGUUGUUGGACCUAUUGAGAUAUUCCGCUUUGCUGAUGGACUGGACAUCACACUCAUGAUCUUGGGAUUACUGGCAUCACUGGUGAAUGGAGCCUGUCUUCCUCUAAUGUCGCUGAUUUUAGGAGAAAUGAGUGAUGACCUUAUUAGUGGGUGUCUAAGCAAAACCAAUACAACAAAUUACCAGAAUUGUACUCAGUCUCAAGAGAAGCUGAAUGAAGAUAUGAUUAAGUUGACUCUGUAUUAUACUGGAAUAGGAGUUACUGCCUUGGUUUUUGGCUACAUGCAGAUUUCCUUUUGGGUUAUGACAGCAGCACGACAGACCAAAAGAAUUCGAAAACAAUUUUUCCAUUCAGUUUUGGCACAGGACAUCAAAUGGUUUGAUGGUUGUGACAUUGGUGAAUUUAACACUCGCAUGACUAAUGACAUCAACAAAAUCAGCGAUGGUAUUGGAGAGAAGAUUGCUCUGUUGUUUCAAAACAUAUCUACUUUUUCAAUUGGCCUGGCAGUUGGUUUGGUCAAGGGCUGGAAACUCACCCUGGUGAUUCUCUCCACAUCACCACUUAUAAUUGCUUCAGCAGCCAUAUUUUCUCGGAUAAUCAUUUCAUUGACCACUAAGGAAUUAAAUGCCUAUUCCAAAGCUGGGGCUGUGGCAGAAGAAGUCUUGUCAUCAAUCCGAACAGUUGUAGCCUUUGGGGCCCAGGAAAAAGAAAUUGAAAGGUAUACACAGAAUCUAAAAUGUGCAAAGGAUAUUGGCAUAAGAAAAGCUAUAGCUUCAAAACUCUCUCUUGGUGCCGUGUACUUUUUUAUGAAUGGAACCUAUGGACUUGGUUUUUGGUAUGGAACCUCUUUGAUUCUUAGUGGAGAAUCUGAUUAUACCAUCGGAACUGUUCUUGCUGUUUUUUUUAGCGUAAUCCAUAGUAGUUACUGCAUUGGAACAGCAGCCCCUAAUUUUGAAACCUUCACUAUAGCCAGAGGAGCUGCCUUUCAUAUUUUCCAGGUUAUUGAUAAGAAACCUGCAAUAGAUAACUUCUCAACAACAGGAUAUAAACCAGAAUGCAUAGAAGGAACUGUGGAAUUUAACAAUGUCUCUUUCAGUUAUCCGUCAAGACCAUCUGUCAAGAUUCUGAAAGAUCUGAAUCUCAAAAUCAAGUCUGGAGAGACUGUGGCCUUGGUUGGCCCCAGCGGCAGUGGGAAGAGUACUACAGUCCAGCUUCUACAAAGGUUAUAUGAUCCUGACAAUGGCUUUAUCACAGUGGAUGGGAAUGAUAUCAGAACUUUGAAUGUACACCAUUACCGAGAACAUAUUGGAGUUGUCAGCCAAGAGCCUGUUUUGUUUGAAACCACCAUUAAUAACAAUAUUAAAUAUGGACGAAAUGGAGUGACUGAUGAAGAGGUUGAGAAAGCAGCAAAAGAAGCAAAUGCUUAUGAUUUUAUAAUGGCAUUUCCCAAUAAAUUUAAUACCUUGGUAGGAGAAAAAGGAGCACAAAUGAGUGGAGGACAGAAACAGAGAAUCGCUAUUGCUCGAGCUUUAGUUCGAAACCCAAAGAUCCUCAUUUUAGAUGAGGCUACAUCUGCCCUAGAUGCAGAAAGUGAAUCAGUUUUUCAAGCUGCACUGGAGAAGGCAAGCAAACGUCGGACUACAAUUGUCAUAGCACACCGACUUUCCACUAUUCGAAAUGCAGAUCUCAUUGUGACUCUGAAAGAUGGGAUGGUGGUGGAAAAAGGAACACAUGCUGAACUAAUAGCAAACCAAGGUCUAUAUUAUUCACUUGCAAUGUCACAGGAUAUUAAAAAAGCUGAUGAACAGAUGGAAUCAAUGUCUACUGAAAUAAGUAUCAACUCCGUUCCUCUGUGCUCUGUGAAGAGCAGCAAGUCAGACCUUCCUAACAGGUCUGAGGAAUCCAUCCAGUAUAAAGAGACGAGUCUUCCUGAAGUUUCUCUAUUCAGAAUUUUUAAAUUAAUCAAGUCUGAAUGGCUUUCUGUGGUUCUGGGGACCUUGGCUGCUGUUCUAAAUGGAGCUGUUCAUCCAGUAUUUUCCAUCAUCUUUGCAAAAAUUGUAACUAUAUUUGAAAAUGAUGAUAAAACCUCAUUAAAACAUGAUGCUGAGAUGUAUUCCAUGAUAUUUGUGAUUUUGGGUGUUAUUUGCUUUGUCGGUUAUUUCAUUCAGGGGUUAUUUUAUGGCAGAGCAGGGGAAAUUUUAACCAUGAGAUUAAGACAUUUGGCAUUUAAAGCCAUGUUAUAUCAGGAUAUUUCCUGGUUUGAUGAUAAGGAAAACAGCACAGGAGCCUUGACAACAGUAUUAGCCAUAGAUAUAGCACAAAUCCAAGGAGCAACAGGUUCAAGAAUUGGUGUCUUAACACAAAAUGCAACUAACAUGGGACUGUCAGUUAUCAUUUCCUUCAUGUAUGGAUGGGAGAUGACCCUCUUGAUUUUGAGUAUUGCUCCAGUACUUGCUCUGACAGGAAUGAUUGAAACCACAGCUAUGACUGGAUUUGCCAAAAAGGAUAAGCAAGAACUUAAGCAUGCUGGGAAGAUAGCAACUGAAGCCGUGGAAAAUAUUCGGACUAUAGUGUCAUUAACAAGAGAAAAAGCCUUUGAGCAAGCAUAUGAGAAGACGCUUCAGAUCCAACACAGAAAUACCUUGAAGAAAGCACAGAUCUUUGGAAUCUGUUAUGCAUUCAGCCAUGCUUUUGUAUAUUUCACAUAUGCAGUGGGUUUUCGAUUUGGAGGCUAUUUAAUUCAAGCUGGACGAGUGACCCCAGAGGGCAUGUUCGUAAUUUUUACUGCAAUUGCAUAUGGAGCUAUGGCCAUUGGAGAAACACUUGUUUUGGCACCUGAAUAUUCGAGAGCCAAAUCUGGGGCUGCACAUCUGUUUGCUUUGCUGGAAAAGAAACCAACUAUAGACAGCUAUAGUCAAGAAGGGAAAAAACCAGAUAUAUGUGAAGGAAAUAUAGAGUUUCGAGAAGUCUCUUUUUUCUAUCCAUGUCGCCAGGAUGUUCUCAUCCUUUGUGACUUAUCCCUCAAUAUUGAGAAAGGGAAGACAGUAGCAUUUGUUGGGAGCAGUGGCUGUGGAAAAAGCACUUCUAUCCAGCUUCUGCAGAGAUUUUAUGACCCUGUGAAAGGACAUGUGCUAUUUGAUGGUGUUGAUGUGAAGGAAUUGAAUGUACAAUGGCUCCGUUCCCAAAUAGCAAUUGUUUCUCAAGAGCCUGUACUCUUCAACUGUAGCAUUGCCGACAACAUUGCCUAUGGUGAUAACAGCCGUUUUGUGCCAUUAGAAGAAAUAAAAGAAGUAGCAAAGGCAGCAAAUAUUCAUUCUUUUAUUGAAGGUCUCCCUGAGAAAUACAACACACAAGUUGGACUGAAAGGAACACUGCUUUCUGGAGGCCAGAAACAAAGACUAGCUAUUGCAAGGGCUCUUCUCCGGAAACCAAAAAUUUUACUGUUGGAUGAGGCCACUUCAGCCCUUGAUAAUGAGAGUGAAAAGGUGGUUCAGUAUGCCCUCAAUAAUGCCAGAAAGGGAAGGACUUGCCUAGUGGUUGCUCACAGACUCUCCACAAUACAGAAUGCUGAUCUGAUAGUAGUCCUGCAGAAUGGGAAAAUAAAGGAAAAGGGAACUCAUCAAGAACUCCUGAGAAAUCAAGAUAUGUAUUUUAAAUUAGUAAAUGCACAGUCAGUGCAGUGAUACUGUUGGAGUUAGCACAUAUUUUGAUCUUUGUGUAACGCAAAGAAAUACUUAGUAAUUAUUUGGCAUGCUUUGAUCUCUUUUAUUACAUGUAUCAAUACCUGGAAUCAUGCUAUUCAAGUACAGACAUGUUCUGUGUACACAACUUCUUCUCUUCAGAUUUUUUUAAAAGAAACAAAAUUUGCUGAACUCAUGUGAGAUAAUGCCUGCAUCCCUCCUUUGUAAAAAUGU
This is a messenger RNA of Mustela erminea (ermine), 4221 nucleotides long. RefSeq names its product ATP binding cassette subfamily B member 5 (gene ABCB5). Bases 223 to 3990 code for a protein of 1255 amino acids. NCBI's taxonomy places the organism in Eukaryota, Metazoa, Chordata, Mammalia, Carnivora, Mustelidae. The transcript has 29 exons. Gene Ontology annotation, molecular function: ATP hydrolysis activity; ATP binding; ABC-type transporter activity. The record is from RefSeq and is a predicted model, not a curated record. Gene Ontology annotation, biological process: transmembrane transport. Gene Ontology annotation, cellular component: membrane.